AUGACAGUUCAUCGGCUGUUGAUAGGAGUCAACAAUGCAAGUCUGACGGUCCCGCUUAAAGUAAGAGAAGGGAAGAAAGGCGAACCUAUUGCAGCAAAAACCCGACUGGGAUGGUGCAUCUUCGGAGGUUGUGGUAAGGAGGCAACACACUCUCUGAACUACCACGAUUGCGAAUGCUCUAGCGAUCAAGAAUUGCACAACAUAGUGAAAGAUUAUUUCACGAUGGAAGAUGCGGGAGUGAAGUCGCAGGUGAUGCUGGAAUCCGAAGAAGAUAAGUGGGCUAGAAGGAUUUUAGAAGAAACGACUAUUCGUGUCGGCGAACGGUUUGAAACAGGUCUACUGUGGAAGUAUGACGUUGUCGAGUUUCCAGACAGUUACAACAUGGCGGUGAAAAGGUUUGAGUGUUUGGAACGCAAGAUGCUACGAAAUCCAGAUUUGGCGGCGAACCUGAAGAAACAGAUAUCGGAAUACCAGCUGAAAGGAUAUGCACAUAGAGCGACAAGAGAAGAGUUGGCGCAAUCAGAUCCGAAACGCGUGUGGUACCUGCCCAUGGGUGUAGUAACAAACCCACGAAAGCCGGGCAAAGUUCGGCUCAUAUGGGACGCAGCCGCUAAAGUGGACGGAAUGUCCUUGAACUCAAUGCUGCUGAAAGGUCCGGAUCAACUGGCAUCGCUUCCUGCUGUUCUAUCACGUUUUCGUCAGUUUAAGGUGAGCGUCUCAGCAGACAUAAAAGAGAUGUUUCACCAGUUGCAGGUUCGUGAGUCAGAUCGCCACUCUCAACGUUUUCUUUUCCGCAACGACCCGUUGGAGCCAAUAGGAAUCUAUCUUAUGGACGCCGCAACAUUCGGGUCCACCUGUUCGCCGGCGUCGGCGCAAUACGUUAAAAACAAAAACGCCGAAGAAUUUUCCGACACCUAUCCACGGGCAGUCGAAGGAAUCGUAGAGAACCACUACGUGGAUGAUUAUCUUGACAGUUUUGAGGAUGACGAAGAGGCAGAACGGGUGUCGAGCGAAAUCCGAUCGAUACACCGGAGAGGAGGCUUUCAACUUAGGAAUUGGCUGUCGAAUAGUUCCAAAGUUCUGCGUGGGUUAAACGAGGAGGAUCCGAAGGCAAACAAGAACCUGUGUUUGAGCUCAGCUGAUAGUUCUGAUCGGGUUUUGGGCAUGCUGUGGCAGACUGCCGAAGAUGAACUUCGUUUCUCAAUGACGAUGAAGGAGGAGGUGCAACUGGUUAUAGACAGUCAAAAACGACCUACAAAGCGGCAAAUCCUAAGAUGCUUGAUGGGAGUCUUCGAUCCAUUGGGUCUUCUGAGUGUAUUUCUUGUGCACGGCAAGAUACUACUCCAGGAUGUGUGGCGAUCUGGACUGCAGUGGGAUGAGACGGUAUCAGAGGAGCUCUUCGAUCGCUGGAUAAGGUGGACCAGUCAGUUUCCCAAGGUGGGAGCUCUACGUAUUCCUCGAUGUUACUUUGAGGGAGCAACUGUUCGGAAGUAUGAACAACUUCAGUUGCAUGUUUUCGUCGAUGCCAGCGAAGCCGCUUUCUCUGCCGUGGCGUAUUUCCGAGUAGUAAACGACCAAGGAGAACCCGAAUGCUCGAUAGUUGCCGCGAAAACAAAGGUCGCGCCUCUAAAGCCUCUUUCAAUUCCCCGAUUGGAGUUGCAAGCUGCUGUUCUGGGUAGCCGUUUGCUGUCUUCCGUGCAGGAAAAUCAUAGUGUCAAAGUUAGGCAACGAUUUCUGUGGAGCGAUUCAGCAACGGUAUUAGCCUGGCUACGGGCUGAUCAUCGCCGAUAUAAGCAGUAUGUAGCGUGUCGGAUAGGAGAGCUACUAUCAGCGACAGACAUAGCCGAAUGGCGAUGGGUUCCCAGCAAGCUAAACCCGGCAGACGCCGCAACAAAAUGGGGGAAAAAUGCUUGCCCUGAUGUAAGCGACGAAUGGUUCAAAGGUCCGCAGUUUCUACGACUUUCCGAGGAAAACUGGCCGAAGCAAAUACAUCACUCGAUUCAGCCAGAGGAGGAACUGAGGCCUUGUUUCGUUAUCCAAGAAUCGAUCGCUCAGCAGACUAUAUUAGACUUCACUCGUUUCUCGAAGUGGCGACGACUGCUAGGUGCGAUGGCGUAUGUCCAUCGUUUUGUGGAUAAUUGUAGGCGUAAAUGGCGAGGAGAGCAGCUGCAGCUGUUGUUCUUGAGCCAGGACGAACUGAAGAAAGCGAAGAAUUCUUUAAUGCGGAUCGUGCAGUGUCAAGAGUUCCCAGAUGAGAUGGCUUUGUUUUCGAAGGGACCGAACGAGCUUCCCAGGACAAGCAGGUUAUAUCAGUUGACUCCAACAGUUGAUGAGUGGGGAGUGCUACGCGUCGAUGGAAGAAUCGGUGCCGCUCCACAUGCGGCGUUUGAUGCGAGGUUUUCAGUAAUCCUACCAAGAACACACCCGGUGACAAAGCUUGUGGUGGACGAAUUUCAUCGAACAUUCCGACACGGUAACGCAGAAACGGUGGUGAACGAGAUUCGUCAGUUUUACUACAUCUUCCAAUUAAGGACAGUAGUGAAGCAAGUCGCCGCUGAUUGUCAGUUGUGUAAAGUAUUGAAAACGACCCCUAAAAUCCCGCGAAUGGCUCCAUUACCUGUUGCCCGUUUGUCGUGGUUCACCCGCCCAUUUACAUACACCGGUAUUGAUUUCUUCGGUCCGUUUCUGGUGAAAGUAUUGAGAAGUUCUGCUAAACGUUGGAUCUGCCUAUUCACCUGUCUAACUACUCGUGCCGUCCAUGUUGAGGUUGCCCAUAGUCUCUCUACGCCUUCAUGCGUGAAGUGCGUUCGGCGUUUCGUCUGCCGUCGUGGAGCACCGGCAGAGAUAUAUACUGAUAACGGUACUAAUUUUCUUGGUGCCGAGCGUCUAUUAAGAGAACAAUUGAAGUUGUUACACGGCGAUUUGGCAGCGACAUUCACCAACACAGAAACCAAAUGGCACUUCAUUCCACCAGGAGCACCUCACAUGGGCGGUGCUUGGGAAAGGAUGGUGCGUUCAAUAAAGUCUGCCAUGGAAUCGGCUUAUAACAGCGACCGGAAGCUGGACGACGAAGGGGAACAUCCUACUCAGCAUGCACUUCGUUCGUUUCGUUAUCGGUACUGUUCGUGUUUUGCGCCGUUCGUGUCUGCGUUCGUGUUCGUGGUUCCUCACGAAGCGGAGCCAAUAGUCCGUGCGGAACACCGCAACGACUGCAGGAACCGAAAUCCAAAAUCGGGUUUGGCGGUACACACCAUCGAAGAGGGCCACGUGUUCAACUUCGAGAAAACGACAGUACUGGAGCGCAUCGAACACCCGGAGGUAAGGAUGAUCGCGGAGGUAUUUCACAUAAAAAAGCAAGGCGAUCAGCAAACAGUGAACCUCCAACGAGAAUGCAGCAAUUUUAACUCCACGUACAACGGACUAUUGGCUCGGCUUCGUGAGGAACCACGAACACGAACGCAGACACGAACGGCGCAAAACACGAACAGUACCGAUAACGAAACGAACGAAGUGCAUGCUGAGUAG
Aedes albopictus (Asian tiger mosquito) is the source of this 3525-nucleotide messenger RNA. RefSeq lists its product as uncharacterized. Gene Ontology annotation, biological process: DNA integration. The transcript is spliced from 2 exons. NCBI's taxonomy places the organism in Eukaryota, Metazoa, Arthropoda, Insecta, Diptera, Culicidae. Bases 1 to 3525 code for a protein of 1174 amino acids. Gene Ontology annotation, molecular function: nucleic acid binding. The record is from RefSeq and is a predicted model, not a curated record.